AUGACUGUCACGUACACAGCCCGCGUGGCCAACACGCGCUUCGGCGGCUUCUCCAAGCUCCUGCUGCUGUGGCGCGGGAGCAUCUACAAACUGCUGUGGCGCGAGCUGCUCUGCUUCCUGAUGCUCUACAUGACGUUGAGCGCCACCUACCGCUUUGUGCUGAGCGAAGGUCAGAAGCGCUACUUCGAGAAGCUUGUCAUCUACUGCGACCAGUACGCCAGCCUCAUCCCCAUCUCCUUUGUACUCGGUUUCUACGUGACACUGGUAGUGAACCGCUGGUGGGACCAGUAUCUGUGCAUGCCGCUGCCGGACGCGCUCAUAUGCGCAGUGGUGGGCUCGGUACACGGGCGCGACGAGCGCGGACGCCUCUAUCGGCGCACGCUCAUACGCUACGCCGGCCUCUCCGCCGUGCUGAUCCUGCGCUCGGUGAGCACCGCUGUCUUCAAGCGCUUCCCCACCAUGGACCAUGUGGUGGAGGCCGGGUUCAUGACCCGUGAAGAACGCAAAAAGUUUGAGAACCUCAACUCGCCCUACAACAAGUUCUGGGUGCCCUGCGUCUGGUUCUGCAACCUGGCGGCGCAGGCCCGGCGCGAAGGCCGCAUCCGUGACAACAACACCCUCAAGCUGCUGCUGGAGGAACUGAAUGUGUUUCGGGGCAAAUGUGGGAUGCUCUUUCACUACGACUGGAUUAGCAUACCCCUAGUCUACACCCAGGUGGUGACCAUCGCAGUGUACAGCUACUUCCUGGCCUGCCUCAUUGGUCGCCAGUUCCUAGACCCAGCGCAGGGCUACAAAGGCCACGACCUGGACCUGUACGUUCCCAUCUUCACGCUGCUGCAGUUCUUCUUUUACGCCGGCUGGCUCAAGGUGGCGGAGCAGCUCAUCAACCCCUUCGGAGAGGACGACGAUGACUUUGAGACCAACUUUCUGAUCGACCGUAACUUCCAGGUGUCGAUGCUGGCGGUGGACGAGAUGUACGACGACCUGCCCAUGAUGGAGAAGGACCUCUACUGGGACUUGGCCGAGGCUCGCGCCCCCUACACAGCCGCCACUGCCUUCCUGCUGCAUCACCCGUCUUUCCAGGGCUCCACCUUCGACAUCACGAUGGCCAAGGAGGACAUGCAGUUUCAGCGGCUGGACGGCGUGGAUGUGCCGCUGGGCGAAACGCACGGCGAGUUCCUGCAGCGCCUCCUGCCGGUGACCGCGGGCCCAGGAGGCCUGUUGGGCCGCCGCCUGACGUCGCUUCGCCCCCGCAAGAACAGCUGCGUGUCCGAGGCGUCCACGGUCCCCAGCUGCGUGUGCGGUACAGCCCCCGACGGCGCGGCCCUGGAGUGCGGCUGCGACGACCUGCUGCUGGACCCAAACCUACGGGAGCCUGAGCCCGAACCUUCCUGUAGUUACGAACCACUUGCACUUGCCGCCGCUGAGCCCUGCACCGUGGUGUCCAUCCCAGGGCCCCGUGGGCCAGCGCCACCCUGGCUCCCCAGCCCCAUCGGAGAGGAAGAAGAGAGUCAGGCCUGA
Elephantulus edwardii (Cape elephant shrew) is the source of this 1521-nucleotide messenger RNA. RefSeq names its product bestrophin 2 (gene BEST2). Gene Ontology annotation, molecular function: chloride channel activity. The coding region runs from base 1 to 1521 and encodes 506 amino acids. The record is from RefSeq and is a predicted model, not a curated record. Lineage: Eukaryota; Metazoa; Chordata; Mammalia; Macroscelidea; Macroscelididae. The transcript has 9 exons.